ACAGCAGCCAGGGGCAGAGGACUAUGUGGAGUACUGCCGGUGGCUCUCUGCGCUUCUCUUCCGUACAUUGGACCCGUUCGGACUGACAGGAAGACCAGAAAGAGAAGAAACACCUUCUGGAGCGGAGCCCGGAGUGCUCUUAGCGUGCAGGACUGGGCACAAGUGAGAUCACCUGACUUAUAUGGAAUAAUGGGAAUCACGGCCAUUGUGUUUUAAUGUAAAGGAGGAACAGCCAAAGGGAACUCCGCGUAAAAAGACUUCACUUUGUUUCCUGCACCUGGAUCUUCAGGAAAAGAUGUUACCGCGUGUCCCGAAAGAGAACCCAAACUGAUGGGAUGUGUUUUGGGAACUGAGGAACAGCUGUUUGGAUAGACGAGCUCUGCAGCUGAGAGAAGGAGAAAAACAAAGUUCCUUCAACGGGUCCCCUUUAAAAAGAAGGAAGAAUUGAAGGGUUGGAGCCCAGCAGAGAGUUGGAUAUGGGUGCUGUUGCUUCUGGAGUCCGUGUGUCGGAGCCUGCAGCGGGGAUGCACUGCGCAUCUGAUCCGCGACGUUUCACUCCAUGAUGCGGGACCGAAGCUGCACCUGACAACGAGAAACCCGAAUCCAAUCCACAAGGAUCUACCAUGUCCUCACUAUUGACGAGGAAGCUGACCCUGUGCCAGGCCCUGACCUCUAUCCUGCUGCUGGUCUCCCCCAUCUGCCCGUCCCCCCCCCAGAGUUCCUGGGUGUCUGCGUGGCAUCCCUCCGGCGAGGCGUCGUCAGGGCGGCCGGCGCGCGCCCGGCGACAGCUGCACUUCAGGAACGAGUGGGCGACGUGGAGCGGCUGGUCGGUCUGCUCUCGCAGCUGUGGGAGCGGAGCCUCGGUGAGGACACGCACCUGCAUCACCAGGAACCCAGUGGGGGGGCCGUGUACAGGAGAUCCCCGACAAUACAGGAUCUGCAACACUAAGGUGAUUUCAGCUUGUAGGUUCAUGAAGUUUGCUUCAUCCACGCAAGUGAUUUUAGGGUCACAUGGCUCCAACCCCUGUGAACUGAGCUGCCUGGCCCUGGGUCACAACUUCUACUACAACUUUGGCCGUGUGCUCGAUGGCACAGCUUGCAACAAGGAGGGUGGAGCGGUGUGUGUCAACGGCCAGUGCCUGAAGCCCGGCUGUGACUCCAUCUUUGGAUCAAAGCAGCAGGAGGACGCCUGCAUGGUGUGUGGAGGGCAAAACACCACCUGCCUGCACCACAAGAGUGUGUACCAAAGCAACGGUCUGGAGGCAGGCGGGCCUUUUGGAUACAACGAAGUGGCCAUCAUUCCAGCAGGAGCCACUCACAUCCGAGUCACUGAUAACAGCGGGAAUUAUCUAGCCCUCCAGAACGGUCGCUCCCAGUUUGUGAUCAACGGUAACUGGAAGAUCAGCAUUCCAGGCGAGUACAAUGUAGCCGGGACGAAGCUGCUGUACCGGCGCUCGGCAGACACCUGGGAGAGCUUCGAGGUACCAGGACCCACCCAGGAAGACCUCCAUCUAAUGGUGCUGGCGACAGGCAAAAAUCCGAGCAUCGAGUAUGAGUACUGGCUGCCACCGGGCCAGUACGCCCUCCACCAUGGGGAGAGGAGUCCGUUGCGUCAAGCUUACCACACUGCCAACUACCUCCCCUGGGAUCAACCCCCCACCACAACCACCACCACCACCCGGCUUCCUCCUGUCACCACCCGACCCCACUGGUUUAUAAGGCCAGUGAAGCCGCCCCGUCAAUCUCCGCAGCACAACCGCCGGCAGCCCCCCCCGCCCCGCCUGGAGCGGCGGGAGGAGAACCACAGAAACCUCCUGCCUCCACCUUCGCUUGGAAGGCAUUGUGGGAAAUGUCGGCGAGUUAAAGGACGAAGGGAACGCCACAGACAGUAUUGCCAGAAGGACUUUGUUUUCCGGGCCCGAGUCCUCGGGAAGCUGUACAGAGGCGAGGAGACGCGUUAUGACGUCCAGAUCAUCCACACGUACCGGAACGGCUUCCGCCUGGAGCACCGCGAGUUCCUGUGGGUCCCUAAUGUGUGUGACUGCCCCCACCUGGAGGAGGGAAAACAGUACAUACUGAUGGUGCGUCGCCACAUUAACUAUGAGCACACGCUGAACCGCAUCCUGCUAGAGGAGGAGAGCUACGUGGUGCCGUACAGACCCAGAGAGGACGAGCUGCUGCGUCCGCUCGAAAGACUCUGCAGCAACAGAGGACCCAGACAGCCGGCAGGGCUGACGGGAUGAGUGUAGAGGCAAACACUGGCUCAGUCUCACUUCCCUUACACUGCAUUCCCUGCUCCUUGCCUUGCUUCCCUUCCUCGCGUCUUGGUCCGUCCCACCGAGGAAGCACGGGAAAGAUGCGAGAAAAUCGUGCAAAGAGAAAGGAAACAAGGAAUGACACGUCCCUUUCUCUGAAGUAGGGCUGCACGAUAUGAUGAAAAUAUUCAAUAUUGUUGUUGAAAAUCACGAUAAGGAUAUUACUUGCGAUAAAUA
Molecule: messenger RNA, 2492 nt
Organism: Etheostoma cragini (Arkansas darter)
Lineage: Eukaryota; Metazoa; Chordata; Actinopteri; Perciformes; Percidae
Gene: adamtsl5
Product: ADAMTS like 5
Exons: 13
Coding region: 624-2243 (539 amino acids)
Biological process (GO): extracellular matrix organization
Cellular component (GO): extracellular matrix
Molecular function (GO): protein binding; metalloendopeptidase activity
Source: RefSeq, a predicted model, not a curated record